CAGAGGUUUGCUGGCCGAAUGCAUACGAGUGCGAACGCGUUUUGACGCCUUGUGACGAAGACGCGGUUUGCCGUAUCCGUCGAAUUCCGUUGCCUAGAGGGUUUCGGCAUUGUCCACUUAGCUGUCCCUUCAAGAGCACCUCGGCAUCGCGUCAAUAAUGGCUGCCGCUAAUGACUUUGACAAUGGGGCAAAGCCGUCGGCUGUUGAAGAUCUUAUAGGUCACGUGCGAGUCGUCAUCCCGGACAUCACUGAAGACAUGCUCAAUUCUCUGCUUGUAUACAUCAAAUCAGCGGGCGUCACCUGUGAAGCGGACAUUGAAAAGAUAGAGGGUAGCACGCUUUCCACGAUUGUUGGUGCCGAGAAUGCAAUUGCACUGUUGGACUACUUUAGGAAGCAAGCCUUGAUCAGCAAGAAGUCACUGUGCCCUGUGGUCACGAGUCCCACGGUAGCCGCUGCUCAGGAGUCUGCCGUUGCUCCCGUCGGAGGCGUGUCCCAAGACAUGGUCCAACUUUUCAAGAUGGUUGUAGAAAUGCAGAAGGAUGGCAAUGAGCAAAACAGGAAGGCGAUGGAUGAUAUGCGAAUCACGCAGAUGCAAUUCCUGGGAACCGUGAAGGAUGCUAUGGUGGAGACAUCUUCGAUGGUCAAGGACGCACUGGAGACGGUGACCAAGCAAACUACGGAGCAGGCAAGAAUGCAGCGGGAGACGUUGACGGCCAUACAACAGACCACGCAGGCCGCGACCAAGACGAACCAAGAGGCGAUGAGCGCCAUGCAGCUCAACAUGGCGGAGACGCGCAGGAUGAAUUCGGAGACGACCGAGUUUGUCCAUAAAAGCAUUGCCACUAUGCUAGAAGAACAGCGAAGAAGCGCCGAAAAAGUGCAAGAAAUGUUGCAGCCAGCCCCCAAGGACGAUUGCGUCAUCCAAUGAUCGUACGGUGGAAGCAAAUAAACAUCGGAGACAGCAA
Molecule: messenger RNA, 965 nt
Organism: Dermacentor andersoni
Lineage: Eukaryota; Metazoa; Arthropoda; Arachnida; Ixodida; Ixodidae
Source: RefSeq, a predicted model, not a curated record